UGGGAGAACAGCAGGACACACACCCCUGGGAGGAGUGCACAGCUGGAAGUUAGCCUGACUGAGGAAAGGUCUGGACCAAAGGCUGCUUGCUUUCUAAAGUAAAUUCACUCUCACCUUUUGACUUUUGGUCAAGAGUUGCUCUGAGCUGGCUGCAGCCUCUCUCAGCCACAUUUGUAGCAGUGCAGGGAAAAGCAUCAAGAUUGCUCCUGCCUCCAGUAAUAAUGCCAACAGUCGAUGACAUUCUAGAGCACAUAGGAGAAUUUAACUUUUUCCAGAAACAAACAUUUUUCCUCUUAGCUCUGCUCUCUGCAGCGUUCACCCCCAUCUACUUGGGCAUCGUCUUCCUGGGCUUCAUCCCGGACCACCGGUGCCUGAGCCCCGGGGUGGCCGAGCUGAGCCGGCGAUGUGGCUGGAGCCUGGCCGAGGAGCUGAACUACACUGUGCCGGGCCCGGGGCCGGCGGGCGACGCCUUCCCCCGCCAGUGCCGCCGCUACGAGGUGGACUGGAACCAGAGCGCCCUCGGCUGCGAGGACCCGCUGGCCGGCCUGGCCGCCAACAGGAGCCACCUGCCGCUGGGCCCCUGUCAGCACGGCUGGGUGUACGACACGCCCGGCUCCUCCAUCGUGACCGAGUUUAACCUAGUGUGUGCCAACUCCUGGAUGCUGGACCUGUUUCAGUCAGCUGUGAAUUUCGGAUUUUUCAUUGGUUCAAUGAGUAUCGGCUACAUAGCAGACAGAUUUGGCCGUAAGCUCUGCCUCUUGAUUACAAUCCUCAUAAAUGCUACAUCCGGAGUUCUCAUGGCCAUUUCCCCAACCUACACAUGGAUGUUAAUUUUUCGCUUGAUCCAAGGACUGGUCAGCAAGGCAGGCUGGUUAAUAGCCUACAUCCUGAUUACAGAAUUUGUCGGGCUGAGCUAUCGGAGAACAGUGGGCAUUUUUUACCAAGUUGCCUUCACCUUUGGGCUCCUGGCGCUUGCUGGGGUGGCGUACAUGCUUCCUCACUGGAGAUGGCUGCAGUUCACGGUUACUCUGCCCAACUUCUGCUUCUUGUUCUAUUAUUGGUGCAUACCUGAGUCUCCGAGGUGGUUGAUCUCCCAGAACAAAAAUGCUAAAGCCCUGAGGAUCAUUAAGCACAUCGCAAAGAAAAACAGAAAAUCUCUGCCUCCCUCUCUUCAGAGCCUCAGACCUGAUGAGGAAGUUGGGGAGAAGUUGAAUCCUUCAUUUCUGGACUUGGUCAGAACCCCUCAGAUAAGGAAACACACUUUGAUCUUGAUGUACAACUGGUUCACGAGCUCUGUUCUCUACCAGGGCCUCAUCAUGCACAUGGGCCUUGCAGGGAGCAAUAUCUACCUGGAUUUCUUCUACUCUGCCCUGGUUGAGUUCCCAGCUGCCUUCAUCAUCAUCCUCACCAUUGACCGCAUUGGUCGCCGUUAUCCUUGGGCUGCAUCAAAUAUGGUGGCAGGAGCAGCGUGUCUAGCCUCGGUUUUUAUCCCGGCUGAUCUACAAUGGCUAAGAGUUACAGUGGCGUGCUUGGGUAGAAUGGGGAUUACGAUGGCCUAUGAAAUGGUUUGCCUUGUCAACGUGGAACUGUACCCCACGUUCAUCAGGAAUCUUGGUGUCCUCGUCUGCUCCUCCAUGUGUGACAUCGGUGGCAUGGUCACGCCAUUCCUGGUCUACCGACUCACCAAUAUCUGGCAAGAGCUCCCACUGGUGGUCUUUGCCGUGGUUGGCCUGAUCGCUGGAGGACUGGUGCUGUUGCUGCCAGAGACCAAAGGGAAGACUUUGCCUGAGACCAUUGAAGAAGCUGAAAACAUGCAGAGGUAGGGAGUUGACAUUCCU
Molecule: messenger RNA, 1838 nt
Organism: Ceratotherium simum simum (southern white rhinoceros)
Lineage: Eukaryota; Metazoa; Chordata; Mammalia; Perissodactyla; Rhinocerotidae
Gene: SLC22A2
Product: solute carrier family 22 member 2
Biological process (GO): transmembrane transport
Cellular component (GO): membrane
Molecular function (GO): transmembrane transporter activity
Source: RefSeq, a predicted model, not a curated record